CCGCUAUUAAAUUCAGUACGGGGUCUUUGCCGGUUUGUGCACGGGAGCCGCACCCUGCUCAAAGCGGUCGGAAAAAAAUUUACGAACACGCUCGAGGGUUCUCGUGCACUCGCCGGGUAUCGAAGUGCGGUGGAUGCUGAAGUGUGGUUUGUGAGGUUUGUUGGACAAACGUAGUGGACAUUCUUCCAUGCUGCUCAACGAACUGCUGUGACGGCACGCUGGGACACCAUUCGCCCCACGGCAAGCCUGGGACACCCGGCGAAUUGUUUCAGCGUUAGGCCUAUUAUUAGAGGGAAGUUGCUCUCGGAAGGUUGAGGAGCCUAAGCUAACAAAAUGAAUGAAGUGGAGAGUCUACGUCAAGAAGCAGAGACAUUAAAGAACACAAUACGAGAUGCACGGAAAGCUGCAUGUGAUACCACCUUGGUGCAAGCAACGGCCAACAUGGAACCAGUGGGCCGCAUCCAGAUGCGGACGCGGCGUACGCUACGGGGACAUUUGGCCAAGAUCUACGCAAUGCAUUGGGGUUCAGACUCCCGCUACCUGGUGUCGGCGUCUCAAGAUGGCAAGCUGAUUGUGUGGGAUGCAUACACAACCAACAAGGUGCAUGCAAUCCCACUCAGAUCAAGCUGGGUGAUGACGUGCGCGUAUGCUCCUUCCGGGAGCUAUGUUGCUUGCGGGGGUCUGGACAACAUCUGCUCCAUCUACAGUUUGAAGACACGUGAAGGCAAUGUGCGUGUCAGCCGAGAGCUGCCCGGCCACACAGGCUACCUGUCAUGCUGCCGCUUUGUGGACGACUCACAAAUUGUCACCAGUUCUGGGGACAUGACCUGUGCACUUUGGGACAUAGAGACGGGCCAGCAGUGUACGUCAUUCACGGGACACACUGGCGACGUCAUGUCACUCUCCCUGUCACCGGACAUGCGGACAUUUGUCUCCGGGGCCUGUGAUGCCUCCGCCAAGUUAUGGGAUGUCCGUGAUGGCAUGUGCAAGCAGACGUUUCCAGGCCAUGAAUCUGACAUCAAUGCAGUGACGUUCUUCCCGAACGGCUAUGCAUUUGCGACGGGGUCGGACGACGCAACCUGCCGCCUGUUUGAUAUCCGGGCAGACCAGGAGCUGGCCAUGUACUCGCAUGACAACAUCAUCUGCGGCAUCACCUCGGUGGCCUUCUCCAAGUCGGGCCGCUUGCUCUUGGCUGGCUAUGACGACUUCAACUGCAACGUUUGGGACUCUAUGAAGGCUGAGCGUGCAGGUGUCUUGGCUGGUCAUGACAACCGCGUGAGCUGCCUGGGCGUCACCGAAGACGGUAUGGCAGUGGCCACUGGCUCCUGGGACAGUUUCCUCAAGAUAUGGAACUAGGGUGAAGACAGCAACAGCAGCACCAAGGGAUGGGAGACGACGACGUUGAAAGGGGAAGAGAAAGAAGACUGGAUCACCCCCCCUCCCUCCCCAGCCCUCCACUUGAUUCUUCCCUGGCUCUGUUUUUACGGAUGCUGCUCUUCCUUCUCCUUCACCCACUCACACCUCUCUGGCUCUAGGUGUACUACUCCAGUUUCGGUUUUCUUUCUCUCCCUCUGCGCCCAACUCUUGCUGCACACUUUCCCCCUCGGCCGCCUUCUCUUUGGUCGGUGCAGAAACUUAGUCGACUGGUCGGGCUCUCCUCCCACGGACAACUGGAAGCUGUUCUCUGGGCAACGUUUGCUGCCUUUGCGCACCUACCUGGCAUGAGAAUUUCCAUACCACCGCUUUUUCCCACCACUUACAUACCUGAGACGGAGGGAAUGCUGGUAGGCAGUGAGUGGAGAGUGGAGGGAGGUGUAAUGGCUCUUUCAUUUACCAGCCAGUGUAACUAUACUUCUUUCGUGGUGGGGAGAGGAGGAUGGGGGGAGAGAGAGUCGUGUGCUGCUUCGUGUUGCACUGGACCAAGAAGCUCUUGUGCUUUUUCUUCCUUUCCAUGUACAACUGCACUCCGUGCAUCUUCUUUUUCUCAAAACAAUUUCCUCUCCCCCUCCGUCUCUGCUCUCGUCACCCUUCUUUCCAUCGGAACGUUGAAGUGGUGACUCUUCCAGUUAGGUCUGGCAUUUCUGCGUGAGCAUUCGUGGACAGUUUUCACUUCACCCUAAGGCUUCCCCCUCCUGCCUGGGACAUGUCUUUUUUUUUUU
This is a messenger RNA of Dermacentor albipictus, 2159 nucleotides long. RefSeq names its product guanine nucleotide-binding protein G(I)/G(S)/G(T) subunit beta-1. Gene Ontology annotation, molecular function: protein binding; signaling receptor complex adaptor activity. Gene Ontology annotation, biological process: G protein-coupled receptor signaling pathway. The record is from RefSeq and is a predicted model, not a curated record. NCBI's taxonomy places the organism in Eukaryota, Metazoa, Arthropoda, Arachnida, Ixodida, Ixodidae. Gene Ontology annotation, cellular component: cytoplasm; heterotrimeric G-protein complex.